This is a messenger RNA of Magnolia sinica, 591 nucleotides long. RefSeq lists its product as uncharacterized. Bases 120 to 395 code for a protein of 91 amino acids. NCBI's taxonomy places the organism in Eukaryota, Viridiplantae, Streptophyta, Magnoliopsida, Magnoliales, Magnoliaceae. The transcript has 3 exons. The record is from RefSeq and is a predicted model, not a curated record.
AAACCACGUCCUUUAAAUACAGCCUGCUGGUUUUCUUAUUGCCUCUGGUAUUUGCUUUCAGGAGAUCUGCGACUCAUCGGUUCGCAACUGCUUCCUUGUUUUCGGUCGCAUAGGCGUGGAUGGCUUCUUCCAGUGUUAAUCGAUGGCUCAGGCCUGAGGUCUACCCGCUCUUUGCUGCUGUUGGGGUUGCUGUAGGAAUCUGUGGAUUUCAGUUAGUACGCAACAUCGUCACCAACCCUGAAGUCAGGGUGAACAAGGAAAACAGGUCUGCUGGAGUACUGGAUAACUUUGCUGAGGGGGAGCGGUAUGCUGAGCAUGGUCUUAGGAAGUUUGUGCGCAACAAAUCCCCUGAAAUAAUGCCGUCAAUCAACAGCUUCUUUGCUGACCCAAAAUGAUGGCAAAAGAAGGUAACUAGCUUCUCAUUUUCACUUGGCUCAACAAUAAACAUUGAACAUGACUGAGCUUUACAGAUUACGAUUGUAGCUGUGUGUGGGUGUGUGGCCCAGUCAAACUAAGUCUGCAUGUGUGAGAGAAUAAUGUGGAAUGUGGCUUUGGACCAUUUUUAUUGGAAUGAAGAUUGGAAUUUCUUAA